AGUCAGACAAUGUGUGUGUGUGUGUGAGAGAGAGAGAGAGGGGGCUGUGAGGACGCUGAGUUCAUUCUGCUUGUCGCAAUGUUAGUGUCAGUCAAUGUGCUGAGUACUGGAUUCCACUGAACCAGGCUUCUAAAUGGACUGUAUCCCAGAGUACUUGGAUGUAUCGGAUGAUUGAUUCAUAGAAAUGGAGAACCUGCUCGCUAAGGCUCUGUAUGACAAUACGGCAGAGUCUCCGGAGGAGCUCGCCUUCCGCAAGGGUGACAUCAUCACCGUGAUGGAGCAGAACGUGGAUGGCAGCCAUGGAUGGUGGAGAUGCUCCCUACAUGGCCGCCAGGGGCUGGCCCCCGCCAAUCGCCUGCACCUCCUCUCCCCGGCUCAGAUGAGAGCCUUUGCCCAGGUUGGGCUCCAGACCCUCUGUGCUGGGAGAUCGCUGACCGGCAGCUGGAGCCGACCGAACAUCUAUCAGACCCCCACUGUGCCACGGCCGCCCCCCAGUGAAGCGUACGAGCCCAUGGACCGAAUCUAUAGGGUCCCUUUCAGCCCCAAGCUGAACCACGAAUCAUCUGGAAAAAGGACUACAGACCUACAGACCUCUAUGGACAAAAAACACCCUUCACUGAAAUCAGAAGGGAAAGUCUCCCCCUCCAAGAUCCCGGGAAAAUGUGUGGCUGCAGCAGAAGUGUAUGACGUGCCAACCCACCCACUGCGAGCGUUCACUACUGAAUCCAACUAUGAUGUCCCAAUGUCUUUGGCUACUGAAAACCAGCAAAGAACAGCCAUCAGUGGGUGCACCACCCUGCCCAACCCGCGUAAGUCCGAGUGGGUCUAUGACGUGCCCUUGAAACCUGAGAAGUACCAUGGCACCAUGAUGGCCAAGCCUAGGGGGCAGCAGGACCAUAUGUACGACACGCUGCCCCCCCGGGGAGCACUGACACUGGGCGCCAGCCCGGCACCACAAGCCUACGACGUCCCCAAUCCCAGCCCCUGCCUGAAGAACAGGAGCACCCAGAGACCAGAGGACCAAGAGUUGAUCUACGACGUCCCGCCAACGCUCAAGAGACAGGGGAUCGCUCAGAAGAGUCGCGCACCUGCACCAGUCAAACCCACUGGUGACGUGAAAGAGCUGCAGCCGACCCAAGAUGACGGGGACCAGCAGGACGGUCGGCCCGGUAGCGACAUCUCGGUUUCCUCCACUGGCUCCUGCGAAUCCUCCACGCCGAGGUCCUCGUCCCCGGAGCUGGUGCGCGAGGUGACCCUGACGCAGGACGAGGCGGCUUGUCGGCUGGCAGAGCUCCAGGAGGCCGUGUGCCAGGCCGUGCCCAGACUCAUGGUGUUCGUCAGCAGCCGCUGGAGGACCAAGGACCACUUGGCUAAACACAUCAGGGAGAUCCAGGCUGCGGCUCAGGGCAUCGCCGGCGCAAUGGCCCAGUUCCUGGACUUCGUCCUGGACGUGCGGGGCAACGCGAAUCAGCUGAGCGACGCUAACCUGCAGCUGCGCCUCCACCGGCAGCUGUCUAUCGUGAAGGACUCAGGACUCAUCCUGCAGGAGGCCAUGGCAACGCUGGCCGGUGUCGGCUGGCAGCUAAACACGCUGGUCCAGGACUCCGCCCAGGCACAGACGCCCGACCAGCUAGAGCGCUUCGUCAUGGUGGCACGCACCAUUCCCGAGGACGUCAGGCAUCUGGUGUCCAUCCUGAACGCUAACGGCAAGCUGCUCUUCAGACGGUCUCAGAAGGACCAUGAUAAACCUGCUGGCUGUGACCAACCUGAAACAAAGAACAGCCAGAUGGGUGACAAGCAGAUUAGUGACUCAGGUGGAGAGGACAAUGACUAUGUGCACCUGCAGACAAAGAUGGAGUUUGAGAAGCAGCAAAUGAUGGAGCAAAAGAACAAGAAGUCAAAACAGGUGGCAGUAAACAGGCCCGUUGCUGCAGUAUCGCCACAUGCCUUAUCAGAACACUGCCGUCUCUACUUCGGCGCCCUGCAGAAAGCCAUCGGCGUGCUCGUGCACAGCCUGCAGGACGGGCAGCCGCCCGAGAGCUUCAUUGACCAGGGCAAGCUGGUCAUCAUGGUGGGCCAGAGGCUGGUGGACACCCUGUGCAGGGAGGCGCAGGGCCAGAGCGCCGGGACGAGCCAGGACCUGCUGUACAAGGGCAACCAGCUGUGUGCCCUGCUCAAGCAGCUAGCGGUAGCUACCAAGAAAGCAGCGCUGCACUACCCCGACAAGACAGCCCUGCAGGAAGUGGAGGACUUCGCCAAAGAACUGGCCCACCGCGCACAGCAUUUCCGGACCCUGCUUGAUCAGAGUGCUGUCAGCAGGGAAUGAGCUCCCCUCUGAUACUGGCCAGAACUGGGCACAUGUGGCAGUGACCUCUCUCCUCAUACCAGUGCAUCCCUCACCAUCCAACGUAGCGAUUCUGGUCUUUUUUUUUUGGCCUGAAAAUCAUUGACGUUGUUGACCUCGUUAAUCGUCAGACAGUGAAUUUUUUAAUAUAUCGUAUACUUAAGCUAGAAAACAUGAAGUGGAAGAAUUCUGUCAGACAAGGUAGUGAGUAAUGACACAGAUAGUAUAAAUAUCAGCUAUGGUGUGUGGGCUGGAACCAGAACAAAAAGCCGAGAUGAUCCCGACUAUAAUUAUUCAUGUUAAAGGAUGUAAAUUAAGGAGCUACAUGUUAAUAGUAAAAAAAACAGAAGGUAGUGUGGUACAGCCAGUCAUUUUGCAACUGCUUAUUCUGAAUCAGGGUUGUGAGGUUAAGUGGGAGAGUGGCCUCAAAAACUUUGUUUUAGGUUCUUAAAUGGGCAGGCUCUUUCAGUCUUCUGUUCAGUCACAUUAAUGCAACUGCAGUGAUAUAUUUAUAUACGGUUUACUGUCAAGUAUUGAGGAAGUUCACCAAGAAAAAGACUUGCACUCUACUUUUCCCAAUUUAAUAUGAAUCUUCUGAACUCAAUUCAUGUAUACUAUAAAAGACUUAUGUAUUACUUUGACGGACUUAUGUAUUUUUUGUACAGUUUAUUCAUAAAGAUAUUUCUGAAUUUUU
Paramormyrops kingsleyae is the source of this 3038-nucleotide messenger RNA. RefSeq names its product Cas scaffold protein family member 4 (gene cass4). Gene Ontology annotation, molecular function: protein binding. NCBI's taxonomy places the organism in Eukaryota, Metazoa, Chordata, Actinopteri, Osteoglossiformes, Mormyridae. Gene Ontology annotation, cellular component: cytoplasm; plasma membrane. The record is from RefSeq and is a predicted model, not a curated record. Gene Ontology annotation, biological process: cell surface receptor protein tyrosine kinase signaling pathway; cell migration.